Messenger RNA from Puccinia graminis f. sp. tritici CRL 75-36-700-3, 1920 nucleotides. RefSeq lists its product as uncharacterized. Lineage: Eukaryota; Fungi; Basidiomycota; Pucciniomycetes; Pucciniales; Pucciniaceae. Gene Ontology annotation, cellular component: membrane. Gene Ontology annotation, molecular function: sucrose:proton symporter activity. The transcript has 10 exons. The coding region runs from base 1 to 1920 and encodes 639 amino acids. The record is from RefSeq and is a predicted model, not a curated record.
AUGAGUUCUUCUUCUUCUAUCGAGCAUCAGGAUCCGAGAUCAGGGACGCCGCCUUAUCCUUAUGUUGAUGGAAAUCAGACGUGGAAACGGAUGUCAUUCCUGACGGUUUCGUCCUUUGGUACUCAAUUCCUCUGGUCUACUGAAAUGAGUCAAGCCUCGCCAUAUCUUCUGUCCUUAGGAAUCUCCAAGAGCCAAGUGGCGUUAGUUCUCAUGGCUGGCCCAUUAAGCGGAUUGUUCACACAACCUAUAGUCGGCUUAUAUGGUGACAAAAACCAACACAAAUUAGGCCGUCGGAGACCAUUCAUAAUAUCUGGAGGUCUUUGUACUUUGGUCUCGUUGUUUACGUUUGCAUGGUGUAAGGAAUUGGCCGAGUUGAUCUUCGAUGUAGGCUCCCAAUCCCAUCAAAGAUUAUCAAUCUUAUUAGCUGUGAUUGCCUUCUAUGCUCUGGAUAUCUCGAUUAACAUAGUGACGGUAUCGAACAAAUGUUUGAUUAUAGAUGUCUUACCCUCAAGGGAGCAACAAUUAGCCAACGCCUAUGCAUCAAGAUUCAGUGGAAUAUCAGCGAUACUCAGCACGUUAAUCUCCUUGCUCGACCUUCCCAAACUCUUCAAAAGCUCAAGUAGUCAAUUGAAGAUGAUCAGUUACAUCGGUGGACCCGUAUUUUUCUUCUCACACCUGAUGAUGUGUAUGACUGUUCAUGAAGCGCGAUUUGUAAUCUCAAAUCGUAGUUGUAGGGUCCCUGCGACGAACAUGAAUAACAGCUCGUUGGUGAGUAUCAUCGGCUCGACUUGUCGGAAGUUUUGGGAGGCAUGGCGGGCGUUGGAAGGGACGAUAGUCAAGCCGAUCUGUUGGAUUCAAUUGUGGGCAUGGUUGGGCUGGUUUCCGGUGAUGUUUUACUCGAGCACAUGGGUUGGCGAGAUCUGGGCUCGGACGAAUGGUGAUUUGAGUUGGAUGGAUGGUGAUGAUCAGGAGAAGGCCACCCGGAUCGGGACAAUCGGCUUGCUCCUUCAAUCGCUUCUCUCCCUCCUCGGCUGGCUGUUCAUCCCUCGCUUCGUCUCGAACUAUAGACGAAAACAUUAUCAGAUUGCUAAUGACUACGGGAAAACGUUGGUCGAUCUUUGGGCUUGCUCUCAGCUCUGCUUCGGCUUCUUGCUCCUCAUCAGUCCCUUCUGCGAACAUAAUCUCGUCCUGUCUAUUCUCUUGAUCGGCGCUUGUGGAAUCCCUUGGGCUAUUACUUGUUGGGUCCCUUUUACACUUUUAGGAGAAGCGAUACUAUUCAAAUCAGAAUCAGUCAUUCCAGUCGAGAAUAAUUUUAGAUUAUUAUCAGAUACUGAGCCAGUUGAUUCUGGAGAUCGAAGUCUGUCGUCUACAGAUGAUCAAUUGACGAUCCCAUUGCAGCCGAUCACGAAGGACAAAGCGUUGAUAGGCCGACCAGUGUUGUCCUCCCUGGACCGAUCAGAAGAAGAAACAGAUAACGGUAACAGCACGAACUUGAUCAAUGAACGCGAGCGAGAAACAGUAGAGGAAGAGCAAGCGCUGAUAGAAGAAGGUCACAAUUAUGAUGAUCAUGCUAAUGAUGACGAGAGUGGAAGGAGGGAGGAUGAAGGGAGCCAACUAGCCGGGACCGUUCUCGGGAUCCACAACGUCUUCAUCGUCCUGCCCCAGUUCAUGAUCUCCUGUCUCUCCUCGGUCUUGUUCAAGCUACUUGAGUCAGACCAUCUUGAUACUCCUCGUCCUCACUCUUCUCGCCCCCCGGUCGGAGAGCUCAAUCCUCUGCAGGCUCAUGGUCGUAACGAAACUCAUGGAAUUAGCGAAAUCGGAAUCAUUUUCAGGUUCGGCGGAAUUGCGUCGUUGGUUUCUGGUCUGUUUUGUUGGAAACUGGGUCGACUGAUCCAUCAUAAAUUCUUAUCUUCCUCUUAA